AAAAGCAUUAAAUACAAAAGAAUGAAGUUGGUAUUUUACAACUUUCGCUUUCAUAUGAUUUAAAGAUGAGCCCAUUAUCUCGAGUAAUCGCACAUUACGGCCAGAUUACGCAAAAAAAUGCAACUUGAGCGGCGAUUUGUAUUUACGUGACAGUUAAAAAUAGGUUAGUUUCGCUCCACCGUGUGAUCAUGAGGGACUUCGUGCGGGGAAAAUUCACGUUUUAAAAAUGUAAAUACCUUAUUUUAGUAUUGGAGAUGUCCGACAAGAAACACCAGAAGAUUUUUCUGCAAAAUGGAUUUACGUAAUUUAGAAGUACUGGCUAUCCACAAAUACCCUGAGCACAUGGAAGAAUGCUGCAAAUUGAUAAACGACGAGUGGCCUCGCAGUGAAACCGCCAGAAUGAUGAUGCUACAAGCAUCUUGCGACACUCUACCCACAAGCCUUAUAUUGAUAAGAGAUAGAACUUUAGUUUUGGGCCACUGCAAACUAACUCGUAUCCCAAAUAUACCUGAGAGUUGUUUUUUAGAAACAGUUGUCAUAAGCAAAAAAUUUAGAGGACAAAAGUUAGGCUCUUUUCUAAUGACUAAAGUAGAAGAAUACUGUAAAAAUGAAUUGAAACUAACCAUGGUUCACCUAUCAACAAAGGGCCAAGAGAACUUUUAUAGUAAACUUGGCUACUCCGUGUGUGCUCCAGUCUCUAUUUAUGGUUAUUCUCAGCAGCCAUUACAGUCAAUAAAUAAAAAUUAUAGCAAUGAGAAUAUUGUUGCAAAACCUGUGCCAAAAGAAAAUACAAGUGUACGUGUGAAUAUACCUCCUCCCCCUCCACCCCCACCGAUUAACAAUGGUAUUAUACCGAUAAGCACUUUAAAAUCAAGCAAAACUUAUAUGUCGAAAGUAUUAUAGUCAUGUUUAUUUAUAUCAAUAAUAAUGUACAAAAUGUUAUUUAAAGUAUAGACCGAUUUAUACCUAGUUUUUUAAUAAAACAAAACUAAUGAUUUAACA
Molecule: messenger RNA, 1002 nt
Organism: Plutella xylostella (diamondback moth)
Lineage: Eukaryota; Metazoa; Arthropoda; Insecta; Lepidoptera; Plutellidae
Gene: Naa80
Product: N-alpha-acetyltransferase 80
Biological process (GO): protein acetylation
Cellular component (GO): cytoplasm
Molecular function (GO): N-acetyltransferase activity; acetyl-CoA binding
Source: RefSeq, a predicted model, not a curated record